UUUGAUCUUGUUUUGUUUCUAUCAUCUUUGUUCUUGUUAGAAACCCUUUUUUCUUUUUGGGUCACAAUGGAGUUCGGAGAUGAUAGGAGUCUUUACCUUAGAGACACAUGGAGAGAAGCAAACACAAUCUGCGGCGUCCUGCCCAUGAAUCCGAGCUCGAGCGGGAUAUGGCCAUCCACUAAGCUCCAAGAUCCUAAAGCCAACAUUGAGUUCUGGAACUACAUGUUUCCACAUGUUGAGAUCAUUUUCCUCAUCGUCACCGUCCUAUGGCAAUUCUUCCAUUUCUUAUUCAAACGUCUUGGCAUGAUUCGUUUCACUUCCCACAUGCUUACAGGAAUUCUUCUCAGCAAGUCGUUUAUGAAAGAGAAUACACCCGCGAGGAAUUUCUUUUCGACAGAAGACUACAAAGACACUCUGUUUGGUCUGGUUGGUGCGUGUUCUUACAUGAUGUUCUGGUUCUUGAUGGGAGUGAAAAUGGACUUGAGUCUAGUCCGCAACACAGGGAAGAAAGCCAUCACCAUCGGCCUCUCCUCUGUGUUGCUCUCUAUAACGGUUUGCUCCUUCAUCUUCUUCGUCAUCUUAAGAGAUGUAGGAACCAAAAAGGGAGAACCGGUUGUGAAUUUCUUCGAAAUCAUCAUCAUCUACUCCAUCCAAUGCCUCUCGUCCUUUCCUGUAAUCGGAAACCUUCUUUUCGAGCUGAGGCUGCAGAACUCGGAGCUUGGUCGCCUCGCUAUGUCAUCUGCUGUGAUCAGUGACUUCAGCACCUCGGUCCUCUCUGCGGUUCUCGUCUUCUUAAAGGAACUCAGGGAAGAGAAAACUCGGCUUGGUUCCAUAUUCAUCGGAGAUGUUGUUGUCGGAAACCGUCCUUUGAAGCGUGCAGGGACAGUGGUGGUCUUUGUUUGUUUCGCCAUAUACGUUUUCAGGCCACUGAUGUUCGUUAUCAUCAACAGAACACCUUCUGGUCGUCCCGUGAAGAAAUUCUACAUAUAUUUAAUCAUCAUUCUUGUCUUUGGGUCAGCCGUUCUUGCGGACUGGUGCAAGCAAACUAUUUUCAUCGGACCUUUUAUUCUAGGCCUAGCGGUUCCGCACGGACCGCCUUUGGGAUCUGCCAUCGUCCAGAAGUUCGAGUCCGCGGUUUUCGGCACAUUCCUUCCCUUCUUCGUGGCUACAUGCGCCGAGGAGUUUGAUACUUCUAUGUUACACUCUUGGACAGAUUUCAAAAGUAUCUUCAUCAUCGUCUUUGUAUCCUUUGUCGUCAAAUUCGCCCUCACCACACUCCCUGCCUUGUUGUUCCGUAUGCCCGCAAAUGACUGCCUUGCUCUCUCUCUUAUUAUGUCCUUUAAAGGCAUCUUCGAGUUCGGCGCUUAUGCGUUUGGGUUCCAAAGAGGAUCUAUUAGGCCUGUGACCUUCACCAUCUUAUCUCUUUACAUCUUGUUGAACUCUGCAAUCAUACCUCCGAUCUUGAGACGUAUAUACGAUCCUUCGAGGAUGUAUGCAGGAUACGAGAAGCGGAACAUGCUUCACAUGAAACCAAACUCCGAGUUGAGGGUUCUGUCGUGUAUCUACAGAACCGACGACAUUCAUCCCAUGAUCAACCUCCUUGAAGCUACUUGUCCUUCAAGAGAAAGUCCUGUAGCUACUUACGUCCUUCACUUGAUGGAGCUCAUAGGACGAGCUUCUCCGGUUUUCAUCUCUCACCGUUUGCAAAUAAGAAAAAGCGAGGACACUUCUUAUAACUCCGAGAGCGUCAUUGCCUCCUUUGAUCAGUUCCACAAAGAUUUCUUCGGCUCUGUUUUCGUCAGCACUUACACGGCUAUAUCUGUUCCCAAGACGAUGCAUGGAGACAUAUGUAUGCUCGCUUUGAACAACACAACGUCUCUCAUCAUCCUUCCUUUUCACCAGACUUGGUCUGCUGAUGGAUCUGCCAUUGUUUCCGACAGUAUCAUGAUCCGGAAACUGAACAAGAGCGUCCUCGAGCUCUCUCCUUGCUCUGUCGGAAUCUUCAUCUACCGGAGCAACAAUGGUAGGAGAACGAUCCGAGAGACGGCUGCAAACUUCUCAUCUUACCAAGUAUGCAUGCUUUUCCUUGGAGGUAAAGACGAUAGAGAAGCCUUAACACUCGCCAAGCGCAUGGCUCGUAACGCGCGGAUAAAGAUCACAGUGGUUUGUCUGGUCUCUUCUGAACAAAGAGCCAAUCAAGUAACUGAUUGGGAUCGAAUGCUCGAUUUAGAACUGCUCAGAGACGUGAAGAGCAAUGUUCUUGAAGGUGUCAGCAUUAUCUACUCCGAGCAAGUAGUGGAUGACGCCUCACAAACAUCAACACUGUUAAAAUCGAUUGCAAAUGAAUAUGAUCUGUUCAUCGUCGGAAGAGAGAAAGGAAGGAAGAGUGUUUUCACGGAAGGGCUUGAGGAAUGGAGUGAGUUCGAAGAACUUGGCGUGGUUGGAGAUCUCUUGGCUUCACAAGAUCUUAAAUGCCAAGCUUCGGUGUUGGUGAUUCAGCAGCAACAGCAGAUGAUUUAGGUUUUAAAUAUACAACCAUGAUAAAAUUCAACGCUUAGAAAUAACGUUGCCUUCAUAUACAAGUAAUGAUUACAAUGUUUUUGAUUAGUGUAUAUAUUUCAUACAAGUUUGUUUCAGAAGUUGUGAUGACAGUUAGGUUAUUAUGCUUGUUUGGGAGGUCGGGCGACUGGCAGGACAUGUCAAGUCAGCUGUAACACCCGGUUUCCUCGAAAUAAUAUAAACGCAAAGUUAACAUAAUAAUAGAUACUGAAAGAAUCAUAAACUCCGCAUUAUAAUAUCAAGUUAAAUACAUGACCAUAAGUCAAACUGAAAAUACUGAUAACAACAUAAGUCAGAAAUAUAAAGAUAACAUAAAUCCGAAAAUCUAACAUAAACGAUAAAAGUCCAAAAAACCUAAAAAUCCGAUAACGAUAAAAGCGAUAGAAGCCCAAAAACCCAAUAGCACCGGUCCGAUAAUCACUCUUGCUCGUCGGUCUCACCUGAAAGGGGAAAAGAAAGGCGGGGUGAGCAACAUGGGAGUUGUCCAGCGAGGUAUGUGAUGCUAAACCGCAAACCACUGACUCAGUUCAUAGCACUACAACUAUGUAGGCUUAAGCCCUAGCAUAAAACAAACACGGUGUCUAUUAUACCACACAAAAUAACAAUCAAUGCGCUAAUAGCAUACAGCUACUCUCUGCACCACACAUUUCCUCAUAAGGAUAUGCACAUAUACUCGUAGUGUCGCUAGUAUAGUAUGUCUCUGUACCCCCGCCCAUCAUAGUGUCGAAUGCAAACGUCUCUGCACCACGCCCAAAACAGUAGCAUCGAAGCUCAAACGUCUCUGAACUCACGCCCGUAACACCAUAGCGUCGAAGCUCAGACAUCUUUGAACUCACGCCCUCUCGCAUAGCUCCUACUCAUAACUAUGUAUAUACAUAUAUAUAUAUAUAUAUAUAACAGUUCUUAACAUCAAUCAAUAAAAUCAACCGUUGAAUCAUCUAUUAUCCUAGUUCCGGUUUAACAAUCAAUACAAAUAAUGAUCAAUCAAGUCUCUUAAAAAUAAUGAUCAAUAAAAAUACCAGACUUUUUUUUAUCCGAGACAAAGCAAACUACAACUUUGUUCAUUAUUUCCGACUUCAUUUUGGCUAUAUGGUUAUAGUUGAUCCACAAGGAACAAGUGGUGGUUUGGCAUUGUAUUACAAUACUGAUUUCAACAACAACAUUAUAUACACCUGUAACAGAAUGAUAGAAGUUGAAGUGUAAAUUUGCGGGAAAAAGUAUUUAUGACUUGUAUAUGGAGAAGUCGUUCAAAACAAGAGGGAUCAAGUACGAGAAAGACUGGCGAGGUAUGGACUACAAAGACAGAACCUUGAUUUAUUAUAUGAGACUUGAAUGAGAUUACUAGAAAUUAUGAAAAACAAAAAAAAGACCUGACAAAAACAUCGGAUCCUUUAUGGGUUUUAAUAAUAUUAUAAGAAAUUGUGGUCUACUUGAACUUUUAGGUUUGGAAAAUACGAUAUCAUGGCAAGGAGGAAGAGGGAACAAAAUGGUUAGAUGCAGAUUGGAUAAAGCAUUGGCAAACGAGGACUGGCAUACUUUAUGUCCAUGCUCUUUAACAGAAAACUUGGGAUUAGUAGAAUGUAACCACAUACCGAUAAUAGCAACUAUUGAGGACGAAGUUACAAGGAGGAGAGAAAUUUUUCGGUUUGACAAAGGAUGGAUCAAACAAGAGUGUCUACUUGAAUCUAUUACCCCUGGAUGGUUUUCAGAUAUUGGCCGACCAGAACAAGACUUUGUGACUAAGUUGAGUAAUUGUAGACACGAAAUUUCCAGAUGGAAGAAAAAUAACCCUCCUUAUGGAAAAAAGAAGAUAAGUGAGUUACAGAAAGCUUUAGAUGAGGUUAAACAAGACUAACUAUAAUUCAAAAGGAUAUAUUAGAAAUUUCCAGAAAUUUACAUGAGGCAUAUAAGAGAUGAGGAGGAUUAUUGACAACAAAAGAGUAGGAAUAUCUAGCAUACUGCAGGGCAUUCAAAUACAAAAUUUUACCAUGAACUGACAAAACAAGGAAGGUCUAGGAACAUGAUAAUUGGUUUACAUAAGGAUGAUGGACAGUGGGUAACAAAGGAUCAGGAGGUGGAGAAUGCGGCGGUGGAUUAUUUUACAGAUAUUUUCACAUCUAUUUAUCCAUCUAAGUUUGAUAAUUUUCUACAAAGUCCUGACAACUAUUACUGAACAGAAGAGGAAGUUUGACAAGCUUUGCUUAUGAUGCAUCCUGUAAGAACACCAGGACUUUGGUCUAGAGGAAGUCCUGACAACGCUUUUUUCUAGCAUGCGUGUCACAUGGUCUAGAUGGAUAUUAUCGAGCAGGUGAACAAUUUCAUGAGAACAUAGAAAUUGGAUGGGAGGCUGAAUAUGAAAAAUAUAUGUUUGAUUCCAAAAACUCAAAUACAAACGGAUUUACGUCCAAUCAGUCUUUGUAAUGUGGGUUACAAGAUUAUAUGAAAGGUCCUAUGUAAGCGACUAAGGAAUUGCCUACCAAAGUUAAUCUCGAAAACACAAUCUGCUUUUGUCUUAAAAAGAUAAAUAUCAGAUAACAUAUUAAUAGCGCAAGAGAUAUUCCAUGGAUUGAGGACAAAUAAAUCAUUUCAGUAGAAAUUUAUGACGAUCAAAGCAAAUAUGAGUAAAGCUUACGACAGGGUGGAAUGGAGUUUUGUUCAGGCACUACUCACGAAAACGGGGUUCGAUUCACAAGGGAUCCAGUUGAGGAUGAAAUGUAUCAUAUCAGUGCAAUAUAAAGUGCUGAUAAAUGGCCAACGUCGUGGUCACAUAAUCCCAAAAAGAGGUUAUGGCAGGAUGAUCCUCUAUCUUUUUAUUUCUUUAUUAUGUGUACGUAGGCUUUAAUAGCCAAUAUUUUGAAAGCAGAGCGUGAGAAACGAUUGACAGGUCUGAAAGUGGUUAGGGCCUGCCCGACGAUUUCUCAUCUCCCUUUUGCAGAUGACAGCUUUUUCUGUAAAGCUUAGAAGGAGUAGUGUCAAACGAUUCAACAAAUCUUAACGAACUACCAAAAAGUGUCUGGUGAACAAAUCAAUUUUGCAAAAUCAUCGAUUCAGUUUGGGCACAAAAUAGAUGUUGCAAUUCAGCAAGAAAUGGAAAAUAUAUUCCAUCCAAAAUAUAGGAAGUAUGGGUUUUUAUUUGGGAAUAUCCGAAUGUCUUGUGAAGAUGUAAGAUGUCUGCCCUGAAGUAGUCACUGACGUAGUUGCUGAAGCAGAUGUCGUGUUGAGUGGUGAAGAACAUGUGGAGUCAAGAUGCUAAGCUGGAGUCGUGUAGACUUGGAGAGCAGGGAGUAUCUUGGAGAUAUGGAAAGAAGAAUAAACUUGAGUAGCAAGUUUAUGACUUAAAGAAAGAGGAAUAAGUGCAUUCCAAGAAAAGUAAAGUUGCACAUUGAUAUGGAAGAUGUCCAUACAUGUUGCCUUGGAGACUAGAGUUUCGGGAACAUGGAGAAUAACUAUAAGAUAGCUAUGGGUCGUCUGUAUAGAGACAGAGACACAGAGGCUGAUCUUAUAGAAAGAGAGAGAAGCUCUUGGAAGUGUUCUGGGUCGUGCUGAAGCAGUAGCUGAAGUACUCGACGGAAGAGAGACACAAGCGGGUAGCUUAGUAAUCUUUCAGUAGCAGUUGUUAGGGUGUAACAGACUGUGUAAAGCUGAUUAAGCAGAACUUGUAAUAGAGUUUACAAGGCGAUUUCUAAUAAAGCAAUAGUUGGUUGCUUGUAUCUAUUUUGUGUCUUGAUUUAUCUUCUGCAUUACUCAAUUGUGGUGUCAUCUUUGCACUUACAAGUGGUAUCAGAGCGGGGCACUUAAGUUAUCGGUGUUAUCCUUAAGGUGAAGAUGGACACGAUUAUUUCUGUGCAGAAGGCGAUCGUGUUGAAUGCAGACCAGUAUGGUCAUUGGAAGGCUCGCAUGAAGCAGAUGAUUCGAGGAAUCAAUGAAGAUGUGUGGACAGUUGUGGAGAUUGGUUGGGAGGAGCCUACCAUAGUCACAUGAGGUGAGAAGAAGCCUAAACCAAAAGAGGAUUGGUCAGAGGCAAAACGCAAUGCAUCAAAAUUUAAUGCAAAGGCGUUGUCGGUGAUUUUUGGAGCUGUUGAAGCAGAGCAGUUUCAGCUGAUUCAGGGGAGUACUUCGGCUAAAGAGACGUGGGAGAUCCUGCUGAAUACGUUUGAAGGAGAUGAGAGUGUCAAGAGGACACGUCUAGAUCAUCUUGGGUCGCAGUUUGAGAAUCUCAGGUGGUCUGAUAAUGAUUCUGUGGCGAGCUUCAGUGCCAAACUCAGUGCUAUGGCGCAUGAAGCAUUUGUACUUGGGAAGAAGUACAAGGAGAAGAAGCUGGUAAAGAAGUUACUACGCUGUCUUCCAGCAAAGUUUGGAGCUCACAAGGUGGUCUUACAGAUGACUACAAACACGGAUGAGCUCAAGUUUGACAAGCUUGUGGGUAUGCUGAAGGCAGAAGAGAUGGAAACAUACAGUAGUUCAGUCUCUACAUCAAGCAGUGCGCCAAGGAGUGUGGUGCUUGUAGCUGGUAAAGAUACUGAUAGGUUUCAAAAGAUUGAAGAUGACAUUGGUAUGCUGGUUAGGAAUUUUGGUAAGAUGAAUUCUUCUGGUGGGAGGAAUCAGUAUGGUCGCCAGGGAGGUGAUCGUGACAAUGGCAGAAUGAGAGAAAUCUCAAGUGCUAUGAGUGUGGAGGAGUUGGUCAUUGUUGCAGGCUGGGAUUCAGACUACACGGAUGGCUUGACUGAGGUUUGGUAUUGGUUCGGCUUGGACAGAUCGGACGGACGGACAGACGGAAGAUUGGCUAGACGGCUGCGAUGGAGUAAUGGGACGGCCAGUUUAUACCUGAAACAAGGAUGAACCUUUUUAUGAGUUUUAUGAUUUCUAUAUGAAGAACAGAAAAUAAACUAUAUAAGAAAUGAUAAACUGAAGCAAAUAUGAUUCUUAUGGAUUUUCUUUUAAGAUUCAAAACUAAAUGAUAUGCAAAAAUGAAAACAAUUCAAAUAAGAAGGAUAGAAAGAUGGAUGAUGGGAUCUUUGUUGCUGGACGUGUGUCUCUCUCAACAAGGAUCAGUGGAUGGAGAAUGGACUGAGGAUGGAAUCCGGCUUGCUUGAUAUGAAUCUCUUCCAAGCUGGAUCGAUGGAUGGAAUGGAUAGAUGGAUAUAGAUCGACUCUCUCAGUCAAUGGACGAACAGAUGGUCUUGAAUCACACAAGGCUCCCUGGACGUGGCUUCUUUAGGUCUUAGUGAAUCACACACAAAGAACUAGAGAAAUAACAACAAAGAAUACACAACUUUGUUUAAAAGAAAACAAUUUCUUAUUACUUUAAAAAUGAUCAAGGGUCUUUUACAAUGAACUAUGACCUGAGCUUAUAUAGGCUCGACACUGGGACAACUAUAACGUUCCUAUGACUCAAAAGGAAACAAAGUACACGAAAAUUAAGUAGAAAAAUCAUAAGCUAGGCUCCUUGAAGAUAUCUAGCCGUUAGGCUUGAUUUGAGCCUCUCCAAAAGGAAACUUGACUGAGCCUUGUAUCUAGACAGCUUCUGGAUAUGCCCAUGAUCUGGAAGCCUUCCUGAAAUACUCCUUAGUCCACAUAUGAAAGAAUAUGGCCGUUGGUCUUCAAAGAGUUGUUGUGAAAACUCAUUUACUCCUCCUAGUGUGAACAUGGCCGAAAAAGGAAAGUUGUUGGCCAUGAAGAUUCGCCUGUUUCUCUGCAUGCUGGUCCAUCUAAACUCUUCUGGAAUGUCUUCUGGAAUUCUUGGAUCGUGUAGGGUAUGUCUUGGUUGCCUGAUCUCGAUUUGGAAAUGGUUGGACCAACUGAUUAUGCAAUCUUUCCAUAAUCGGCUCCUUAUAACCGGGUUUGGGAAAAUGGUUAUAUCUUCAACUUCACUGAGCCUUUUCUCCUGAUUCUUGGCUUGUCGGAUCCACAAAAGAUCCCUCUUGAGAUCCAUAAUUGAGUUUGGCCCGGGCCGCUUCUUGGUUUGGCUGAUUUUCUCUUCUAAGGGCCGAUACUCGCAAACGGAUGGGCUGGGAAACCUCCAACUUGUAAAAUUCAUAACUUCUUGCUCCACGAAGCUUUUCUUGUAAUUCCAAGCUUCAGUGAUGAAUGAUUGAGCUGUCAUUCUGUGGAAAUUGGUUUCAUGCCAAAAUUCCUUCUGGUGGUUGAGAUGCACUUCUUUGAAUGAACCUUGGUCGCAGGUAGCUCUAGUGAGGUAGUUGUGGCAGUUGUUGCUUAUCUGGCUGAGCAUUGGUUCAGGUACGGUUUCUGUGCCCGCAACAGUCAUAUAAGGGCUGACUGUCCUGUAGCACAGCAAAGAGAACUUAAUUGUUCUGAGUGCAGAGGUGUUGGACACACACGACGUGAAUGUCCAAACUCAAAGAAAGGAAAAGGAGUUCCAUUGCAGUCGUCUGAUGAUUCAGAGUAUGAAGAAGAUGGAAAGGUGAUGAAGAAUAUGGUUGCAUUUGGUGCACGCAAGGAGAAAUCUAGUGGAUCCUCGGAUUCAGAUGUCAGUACAGACUCUGAGGAUUAUCACGUGAUGCUCAACAAGUGGUUGAAUCUCAAGAAUGAGAAUCUGAGGUUGCAACACGAAUUGGUGCAUGGCCGUGAGCAGUAUGAAGAUCUUGCUGAAGAACUUGCUGCUGUAAAUGAGAAUUAUGAGUCUCUGGAGAAGGAGGUUAGCAAAUUAAGGGAGGUUUCUAUUGAUUAACGUGAGAGAGCAAUGAUGCUGGAACGUGAUUUGGCUGAGAAUCGCAAACAGAUCAGGAUGCUCAACAGUGGAUCCAAAGAGUUGGAUAAGAUACUCUCGAUGGGUCAACCAGCCAAGGCGAAUUGGGGACUGGGAUAUCGAGGAGCUGAGAGUACUAAGGAAGUACAACAGAAGGGGCUAUACAUUUCGUGCAUGGGAGCACAUCAAAAAGAGGAGCCAAAGGAGCUUGUCAGGAAGUACGUCGGGACAUACGACAGGGAGUAAGGCAGGAAGUUCUACAGCGCGCAGCUGUGAGUAACAAGCCGAAAGUAGUACAUUAGUGCAAGAAUAUGAAGGUCAGACAGGAAGUUCUGAAGCAUGGUUGUGCAACUGGUACAAGGAAGGAGACUGAUCGGUGCAUCAGCAACUGUGUCAGGCCAAGCAAGAAGCAACAUCGGAUGUGCUGUUGGUUAUGUGGGAAGGUUGGACACAAGAAGGUGGAGUGUUUUGCUCGUAGGAAGAGCAGAAACAUGGCCAAGAAGGUGAACAAGACGUUCACUAAGCCCAAGAGGGUUGAAGAAGUGUCCUUAGCCAAGAGUGGCUUACUUGAUGAGAUCAAGGAUGAGACAUCAGAAGAUUGAUGCAGCUCUGGUAGGAGUGAUCUUGAGGUUGAUCAAGAAGCAUCAAGUCUGGAGCCAGGACACGAGGUUGUUUGUGGCACAAAGGGGAAGGAGAUCGAAGUGUGUCAGGAAGUGGUGCGAGAUGAUCUUCAGGGGUGUGAUAGUGAAAUCACUCCAAGACGAUAGCAACGAGUGCAGAUGGCACUCGGUGCGGAUGGGGAAGGGCUCAUGGUCAAGAAGAAGACACAUGACGGAAGCCUGGUCCUCAACAGAAGUGGGUCGAGAGGUAGCUUGACAGGUGGAUCAGAUCGUGAUGUAGUACUUGUUAUUCCGCUGCAGCAGGGACUGUGUCAUGAUUAUACAUGCAGAAAAAAACGGUGGGUCUGUAAGGCUUGACAUCUAAGCAUUUGUUUUAGCUUAGUAUGCAAUCAAGCAGGGGGAGAAUGGUGAUGUUCUGGUCCUUAGUAUGCAUAUCUCAUGGGGGAGAAAAGCAUAGUGUGGUGCACAUCUUGUGGGGGAGAAAAGCACAUUUGGUAUGAAAGUUUCCAGGUGAGGAACAUGGUUGCAACGUGGUUGCUGAACCAGAAGAGUGUUGUGCUUGAUCGGCACACAAAACUAAAAAGAGGAGAUUGAAGAUGUAAGAUGUCUGCCCUCAAGUAGUCGCUGACGUAGUUGCUGAAACAGACGUCAUGUUGAGUGCUGAAGAACAUGUGGAGUCAAGAUGCUAAGCUGGAGUCGUGUAGACUUGGAGAGCAAGAAAGUAUCUUGGAGAUAUGGAAAGAGGAAUAAACUUGAGUAGCAAGUUUAUGACUUAAAGAAAGAGGAAUAAGUGCAUUCCAAGAAAAAGAAAGUUGCACUUAUUGAUAUGGAAGAUGUCCAUACAUGUUGCCUUGGAGGCUAGGGUUUCGGGAACAUGGAGAAUAACUAUAAGAUAGCUAUGGGAUCGUCUGUAUAGAGACAGAGACACAUAGGCUGAUCUUAUAGAAAGAGAGAGAAGCUCUUGGAAGUGUUCUGGGUCGUGCUGAAGCAGUGGCUGAAGUACUCGACGGAAGAGAAACACAAGCGGGUAGCUUAGGAAUCUUUCAGUAGCAGUUGUUAGGGUAUAACAGACUGUGUAAAGCUGAUUAAGCAGAACUUGUAAUAGAGUGUAUAAGGCGAUUUCUAAUAAAGCUUAAGGGUUGCUUAUAGAUGUUUGUCUCUUGCUUUACUUUCUGCAUUACCUUAUUGUUGUGUCAUCUUACACUUACAUCCUGGAGGUUCAAAACACACAGAUUUUUGGAUUCUUUCAUGAAAAGAUGCAUAAAAGGGUGAAUGGAUUAACAUUUAAAUAUCUGAGAAAAGGAGGGAAGCAAUUACUUAUAAAAUCAGUUGCAACGGCUAUGCCAAAUCAUGUCAUGUCCUGUUUUAGAUGACCAAAAACAAUUACGUCAAAAUUAACAAGUAUUAUUAUAUCACAAUGUUGGUGGAGUUACAAAGGAAAUGGAAGGGGUAUGCACUUGAUUGCUUGAAAUAAACUAUGUUUUUCAAAAGAGGAGGGAGUUAUAGGAUUCAAGACCCUUGUGGACUUUAAUACAUAAAUGCUACGAAAAUAGUUCUGGAGAUUAAUCAAAAAGCCAAACUUUCUAUUUUCUAAAGUAUUUAAAGUUUAAUACGUCAGGAACACGAGCCCAUUAGAACCAAUACGAUCAUAUUCGUCAUCGUAUGGUUGGCAUAGUAUUGUAUCAGCUAGAUCUCUGAUAAGCAGACGACUAUACAAAAGGGUGGAACAUGAUCGUCUAUCUCAGUAUAGAAUGAUCCUUGGAGCCCAGCCAACCGCCUGAGACCAGCAACCAGUAAAUCAACUCUUUUUGACUAUGCACUUAUUGUAGACAAGCUCAUCAAACCUACAUCUCACAAGUGAAAUUCACUGAUUUUAAGGACAUUGGUGGAACCAGAAGAUGCAUCACUCAUAGAAAGCAAUCCGUUAAGUCAGAUACCAACGAUGGAAAAAGAAGGAUGACACUUUACACAAUCCAGAAAAUAUACGAUCAAUCUGGUUAUCAAUUAGAAAAACUUUACCAUUAUAGAGUUCGAAAUGCACCAUUUUACACCUGGAUACAAAGGCUAUGUGAGAACACUCAUGAAAAAUAUGUGUUCACCAAAGCUAAAACACUUUCUUUGGCAAAUUAUUUCAGGUUGUUUACCAAUGAGGAAUAACCUAAUAUCAAGAGCAAUAAAAUGGGAUGUCCUCUAUGAAAGGUGUGGAGCAUAAAAGGAAUCAAUAAACCAUAUUUUAUUUGAAUGCCCACCAGCUGUUCAGUUACGAGACUUAUCAAAGAUACCCACGAAUCUAUGUAAUUUUCCUCUACAGUCGAUUUGUGUGAAUAUGUAUUAUUUCUUUUGGAGGAUCUCAUGGCAAAUCUAUACUAUUAAAGCAUAAUCCCUACUAGGAUUCUGCCUUUGCUUCUUAGAGAUAUUUACAUCAUAUCUCGAUCCUCCUUUCUGCACAGCUAUGGGUUCUCUCCUCAUCAAGUUUCAACUUGUUCCAUAAUCUCCAAAGUUCUCCAAAACGUACCUAAACCUAUAAAUGACCUAGAAUAGACUCGAAUUAUAUAAUAUACUCUAAAUAUGACCUAAUAUAUGGCCUAAAGUAGUAAAUACUAGGGCAAAUCAGCUAGUGAAUCUGUUUUUCCAUGUUGGUGUUGAUAAAUUCAAUCCAUAUUACCGCCGUACUGCUGCUUUCUGGUGAGAUUCUCUGAAUUUUGAGCCUGCUUGAUAUAGGUUUGACUAUUCCUACUUGAAGUUGCAAAGCUUUACCCUCUAUUGAAUUUUGACCAUGAAAUCUUAUGGUGAUUUCUAAAUAUGCCGUUUUCCAGUGUUUCCGGUGCCCUUUUGGAGACUCUUUUGUUACUCCGACGAACCCAUUUCCACUUCAACUUCCUGGUAAGGUCAUUCUUUCUCUUUAAGCUGAUUAAGGUGAUAUUUGUAAUGUUAUACUUAUUUGGUGAUCUGCUUUGUUUUACCGGCUGUGAUAGUCGUCUCCCUUCAGCUCUUGUUGGUGAUUAUCCUCCACCCACCUUAGACUCAAUUUUUUUUUUUUUGCUGUUGAAAAAGAGUCUCCACCUUGAGCUGAUGAGUCAUUUGUUUCAAAUCUAUCUCCCUAAAUCAGACUUUUUGCAAACGUCACCUUCUUUGAGUUCUUCUUUAUGAUUUCUUUCUCCACUCUAGGAAUGUUCUUCUUACUCUUAUCAAUUGUGCCUUGUAGAUAAUAAACUCCAUCGUGAUAUUUUUAUGAUAUCACCUUCUUGUUAUCUUUGUAGAAGUACACAUGAAUUUUUUUCUUUUAUAUUUGCAACCUGAUUUUUCUAUUAAAAAAGCCUGAUUUUUCUAACAUCCCACAGGAAAUUAAAUUUCUAUUCACCUCCAGUAUGUAUCUAACAUCUGUGAGUAUCACUUCAUAGCCAUCUGAAUUUUAUUUUUCCAAUUUGUUUGAUGUCACAUUGAAUGUUAUCAGCCAUUAACACUGGACCACCAUUGAAUUCCUUGAAAUCAAACAUAACAUCCAAAAUCCAUAAUCCAUAAUCCAUUCUUGGUUAGUGUCUUGUGCACUAGCUGUUAACACUAAUAGUUGCUUCGGCUCCAUUGUAAGUUUGCAGACUCUGAAUGUCUCCUUUCAGGACAUUCACUUUUCCAGUGUCCUUCUCCACAGAUAAAACAACCUGUUUUUUUAGAAUCUUUGAUUGGACUUAGAUAUGCCCCUGCCGUUAGAUUUUCCUCUCCAUGGAUUUGAUUUUCCUUCAUAACUUCUUUUAUCUGAUCUGCCCUUUGAUUCUACAUACAAGCCCUCUGCGUCAGGCCUACAUACAACUAGUGAAUCAAAUUACUGGGGCAAGCUAGAUAGAACUUGAAUUAUCUGGUCUUCAUCGCUAAUGUUGAUAUUUAGACUUGCAAUUAAGAUCUGAAACUAGCUUAAGAAAAGUAUCCAUGUUUUCCUCCAUGCUCUUGUGAUCUUCCAUCUUGAAGCUCGCAAACCUUUGCUUCAUGUAAAUCAUGUCAGGAAGUGUCUUCGUUUGGUAAUCUCUUUCCAGAGCCUUCCAAACUCCUAUCGUAGUAGUUUCCUUCAUCAUCUUAUGCAGAACCAAAUUUCCUAGGCUCAUGCAUAUUAGAUUCUUUGCCUUUUUUCCUUCAGCGGAUCUACUUUGACUUCUGGCAGUUCUUCGUCUUUAUUCUUCAUGUAUCAGAAGGCGUGAUCGAAACUUCCUGAAUCAUAUAAUCUAACCCUAGAAGCUCCAAUUGCAUUAGCAUCUUGUACUUCCAUAACCCAAAAUCACCUUUUCCAUCAAACUUCUCAACUUCAAACUUUCCCGAUAUUGAUUCUAUAUCUCCUCCUAGCACUUGUAAUCAAACUUGGAUUGCUCUUAUGACACUUGUUAGGUUUUAAACAUUUUCUUAGUGCUUAAACUUAGAAUGAAAUCAAUAUCAAAACUCUCUCUCUUUAUUCACAUGGUUUCCUUACAAAAACAAAAUAUAAUUCACAAGUUUUCCUUAAGAACCAUAACCUUAACUAUUGAUUCUAUUGUCUCUCUCUAUUUCCCUAGCUCUCGUAUUUUUUUUCUUCUUUCUCGGAUGCCUUCAAAAGCCUAUAUCACCUCUAUAUUUUUAACACUCACCAUCUUCAAUAUCUUAUUCCCUUUUGGAUUCAUAUCACGUCUUUGACCGAUAUGACAAAGAGAAAAUUAACGUCUUUUUCUUAUUUGGUUUUGUAUCUAAUUCUUGUUGGACUAGAAUUGUAGUUGGGCCAAGAUUUGAGUCUUUCUCUCUAUAUACACUAUUUAACUUAAUUAUGAAUUUAAUGGAGAAUACUAGUUUCAAAUUUGAUUAGGGAAUUGAACUUUUAAAAUUUUGGUUUCAAAUUAAAAAAUAAUAAAGAUUAGAAAAACAUCGUUUACAAUUCAUUAACCACAGUAAAAGACCAAUUUUGUAAUGGUUAACUUGAGUUAGGAUGAAUAUGCGGUUUAUUGAUUCUUUUUUUGUGAGUUUUUCUUUUGUAUAAUCUGGGAUAUUCCAAAUCUACAAAAAUGCUUACAUUUAUUCUUAAGUAUUCAAAUGAACCAUAAGUAAUAAAUUCAUAUCUGCAUGGUCACACGAUAAACUGUAGUAGAGUAUCUUUAAAUCUAGACGAAGAUCGCCUGUAAUUAGACCACCACUAUGUGAGUAUUUUUUAUACUAUCUUAUGGUGCCUGAAUCACUAAAAAUAUGAAAAUUUAGUUUCAUAAAAUUAAUAUAUAUAUAUCUGUGUUAUUUUUCUUUAAUAUUUUAAUGUUUAUUUUCCUUGGCAAUUGAACACAAAAAAGAAGGAAUAAGCAUAAUCAUGACAUUGUAGGGCUCAAAAAGAGAAGAAAAACAAGAUUUUCUCGUACAAUCGAAAUUUCUUAUUGUCUGUAAAAGAAACGUACUAUACUAGUGCUGAAAUCAUUUUUAAGCAGUACCAAGUUUGGCCUUUUGCUUUAAGGAAAAGACCAAUUAAUAGAGUAUGUAAUCUCUAUAUAAUCACUCUCAAGUCUUAACUUUUCCCUUAAGCAUAAUAAAUAUACAAAUAGUACAUGGGUAAUAUAUAUUUUAAUAAAAUGGAUACAAAACUUGUUUUUUGAGUUUUAAGUAUAUGAUACUACAAUUAUAGCACAACUACAGCUCCCAUUGAAAUAAUUAAAAAAAUAAUUCAAUAAUGAAUAACUUAAGAUAAAGUUUCAAUAUUAAAAUCCACAAAGCACCUCAUCCAUCUUGUAAGAAGAUACGUUAAGAUCUGCACUUCCACGGUAAUUAAAUCAAAAAUCAAAUUCCUUCUAUUUUACGUAGAAUUUUUGGAUUUAACUUUAAGAGAUGUAGCUGUAAAAUUUCCUACAGAUAAAAAAAUGAUGUUUUAGAAAAUAAGAUUUUUACAACCAUUUUUUGUGUGUUUUUGCUGUAGCUUUAAUUUUUUUAUUGUAACUUUAAAAAUCAAGAUAAAACAUGAUUGAUAGUAUUUAAGGUUGUAGAUGAAAAAUAAAGUCAAAGUCACUUCUUACAGUCCAACCAAUCACCUCCAUAUGUUUUCACUAGUGUUUCAAAAAAAAAAUCACAUUUUAUGCAAAUUUUAUAAUUAUUUAAUAUAUGAUGAAAUACGUUCUGUAUUUUCUGUCCUACUAUUAUUCAAUAUACGUUUUGUUAAAUUAUAAAUAUUUUUUCAUUUGGAAAAGCUUAACUUCUUAAUCUUUUAGUUUUAAAUACAUGUGUAUACGUUUAGUAAUUAUUUUCCUAUUUUAAAAGAUCUAUUUGAUCCGUAUGGAGUUUUAAAACUUUCAAUAUUUUGAGUCACUUUAAAUGAAUGUAACCCUUUUUCUUGUAACUGUAAAAGAAUGUAACCUACACGAGAGUAACGAUCCCUAGCCUCUUUGCUCUCGAAACCAACAUGGAAACUCUACAAUUGAGUAAGCAAAAAAUCAAAGAGAUUUGGAAGGAAACAAAUUACUUUUCAACUUUAGAAUCAUAAAAAAGCCCCGGCUAUUAUGUUGGUGAUAAGACCAUCUUCAAAAGACCAAGACAACAUGUGUGUAUAACCCAUUAUAGAGCCUCCAAUUCUGAAUGCAAGUCAUAAGAAUACAUGUAUAUAUUCUGAAUGCAAGUCAUAAGAAUACAUGUAUAUAUUCUUCUCGCGCGUCAAAAUUCCUUGAAAUAGUAUUAAAAGAAUUGAUGUUUGUUCUAAAUGACAUUUCCACAUCAUUUGUGGCAUAAUAUAUGAUUUUUUUUGUGGAUAAAUCAUUUGGUUUCCUUCCCUUAAUGUCUCUUUGCUAAGAAUGUGAGGUCGUUCCAUAGAGAUUUAUGUUUUAUUGAUAGUUAGACCAUCUCAAACUUGAGUAAUAGAAUAAUUUUUCGUUGUAAAAAAAAAUGUCUCUUUUCACUAAAUCCGGUGUUUCAUUAGAAAGUCAUAAGAACUCAAAUACCAACAAUUGAUGGUGCUAAAACUCUAUUUUACUCAUUGUUUUCAGAUUUUCUAAUUUUCUAAUCAAAUCUCACAAUCUUCAUGAAAACACCACAACAUGUUCUAAUUUUAUUGCCAUUUAAUAACUAUUGCAAGAAUAUUCUUUCAGAAGAUUAGGAACCAAAUUUCCACAAAAAAUGUUUUAAAUAUAUUCAAUAUAUUUAUUAGGUGUAGAUUUUGAAACCUUGAU
This is a messenger RNA of Brassica napus (rape), 17033 nucleotides long. Its product is annotated as cation/H(+) antiporter 4. The transcript has 3 exons. Gene Ontology annotation, biological process: proton transmembrane transport; regulation of pH. The coding region runs from base 67 to 2520 and encodes 817 amino acids. Gene Ontology annotation, cellular component: membrane; endomembrane system. The record is from RefSeq and is a predicted model, not a curated record. Gene Ontology annotation, molecular function: antiporter activity. Lineage: Eukaryota; Viridiplantae; Streptophyta; Magnoliopsida; Brassicales; Brassicaceae.